Molecule: messenger RNA, 2724 nt
Organism: Mugil cephalus (flathead mullet)
Lineage: Eukaryota; Metazoa; Chordata; Actinopteri; Mugiliformes; Mugilidae
Gene: plekha2
Product: pleckstrin homology domain containing A2
Exons: 12
Coding region: 289-1584 (431 amino acids)
Cellular component (GO): cytoplasm; membrane
Molecular function (GO): PDZ domain binding
Source: RefSeq, a predicted model, not a curated record
GCUCAUAGAUCACAUCCGGGGCUGGUUUAUUCUAAUAAGAAAACGUUCAACCCGGAAAAAAAGGCAAGUCUUCUGUAAUCCGAUCGCACAAACAAAUAGCCGAGGGUGUGAGAGUCUCGCAGACGCCGGUCUUGUCAGUGUCUACUGUUUGCUGUAGUUGUUAAAAAGUUUGUCGAACAUGCGCGUAUUUACCAAACUCGGCUCUCUGCUCUGCGCUUCGUAGCGCUGCGGGGCGCUGGCUGUGGCGCACACCGACUCUCCACAGCGGUGAUAUGUGAUAGGGGCAGCAUGCCGUACGUGGACCGGCUGAACCGAGUGUGCGGCUUCCUUGACAUCGAGGAGAAGGAGAACAGCUGCCGCUUCCAGAGACGAUACUUCAUCUUGGACACGCAGGGAAACAAUCUGGUGUGGUACAUGGACAACCCGCAGAACCUGCCAAGCGGAGCCAGCUUUGUUGGCAGCCUGAGGUUAACCUACAUCUCUAAGGUGAGUGAAGCUACAGUGAAGCAAAAGCCCAAGACGGAGUUCUGCUUUGUCAUCAAUGCAGUCUCACGGCGGUACUUCCUCCAAGCCAAUGAUGUGGCCGACAUGCGGGAGUGGGUAGAUGCUCUCAACAAGGCCACCAAGAUCACCGUUCCCAAGUCUUGCCCCGAUCCCCCGAGGUCGGACGCGACCACAGUGAUCAGUGACUCUCAGGGAGGCAAGAGACAGCAGGCCUACAAGACUGAGAUCAUUGGUGGUUUAGUGGUGCGCACGCCCAUCCAGAAUGAGAGUGAGGAGACAGAAGGGAGAGAGAAGAAGGCCAACAGGCCGGGCGUGCUAAGAUGCGGUUACUGUGUUAAACAAGGAAACGUGAGGAAGAGCUGGAAGAGGCGGUUUUUCACCCUGGAUGACAGCUCAGUCAGCUACUACAAGUCUGAGAUGGAAAGGGAUCCUCUCCGAUCUAUUCAGCUGAGGGAUAUUCAGAAGGUUCAUGAAUGUCUCGUGAAGUCGGGGGAUCUCCUGCUACGAGACAACCUUUUUGAGAUCAUCACCAACUCCCGAACCUUCUACAUUCAGACAGACUCACCAGAGGAGAUGCGUGGUUGGAUCAACGACAUCGAGAUGAAGAUCCAGGACUUCAGAGGUCCCCCGAAGGGUUUGUCAUUCAAACGCGCGUCGUCUCUCUAUCGAAGUCACAAUGCCUCCGGCGCGUCUCGCAGUCAGCAGAGUGACGACCGGAGACCCACGCUGGUCAAGUCCUGCUCCGUGGCGCCGGGGUGGCAGCCCUGGACGCCCGUCCCGCCGUGUGAGCACUCCGUCAUGGAUGUGGACGACGAAGACAGCACGUUCAGCUCCGUGCCCACUCUGCCUUCCCUCUCCUCCUCUUCCACCUCCUCGUCCACCUCCUCCUCCUCCAACUCCCUCUCCACCCCAAACCCCUGCCCCAACACUCUUCAGCCGCCUUCGAGCAGCGGCCUGGGGAUCCUCACAGCCUCGGCGGACGCGGCGAGCGGGCGGCGGAGGCACCGCUCGCAGCCUCAGCCUCACACGGGCUUCCCCUUCAACUUGGAUGAUGAAGGCAUCCGUACCACAGACGUCUAGCUCAGUGACGUCGCCUGUGUGGACUACAGUUUAGGUACUGGUUUUAAGAUGAAUGUGACUGGUAAUAGUACUCCCUGCUAAUGAAGUGACACGGUGGCCGUCUGCCCCAAUGCCAUGCCAUUGAGAGUGGGGGCCCCCUGCUGGUGUUGUAGCUGCUCUGAAGGAUGCACCCAGCAGGAAGGAGGCUCAGAGGCACAGUGUUUGUUAUUCACGGGACUAAAGGCAUGGCGGUAAGGUAUGAGUUUUUAGUGCAACUUCCCUUGAAAACUUGAAUAAUCUCUAUAACUGUUCUCGCAGACCUAAAAAGAAAGGCACAUUUUUUUUUCCCUUCAAUCUGUUGCACUUGGCUUCCACAGAACAUGUAUUGCUGUCACCACGGCCGUGUUUUCACCUCUGCUAGAAGUAUUCACAAAGAAGUGUUUGACGACAAUAUAACACACUCGUAUCCAUAUUUUUGUACUCAAGCUUAUAUUUCACUAAGUGCUUUUAAACAUUUUGGACAUUUUUAACCUCUUUCGGGCCCAGCAGUGUUUGUCCUUCUUACGUCCUCUGAUGCACAUCCUGUGAAGAGCCUCAUAUCGAUUCAUUGGUAAUUAAAAAGCCUUUUAUUGCUGAAAGCGUUAGUUCACACUGUGUUUUGAACAGGAGCCUUUAACCUUUCGACUUAAAGAUCAAUUGUCAGUAAACUGUGACUCCUCUUUUAGGUUUCAGCACAGUACCUUAAUAAUACAACCCCCCUGUUUUUUUAAUGGUACUCCUUGUAAAAUGUGUUGCCAGCAUCACCAGGAGCUUUGUAAAUGUGAUUUUCUUAUUGCAGCAUUAUGUGGGAAGUUUGGCCACUACUUUUGGUGACUGUAAUUCUGCACCUUGCGUUUGUUAUUUUAUUUUAUUUUUUUACCUGUGUUUUUUUUUUUUUAAUGUUAUGUCACAGCUUUCACAGCAGGUACUGCAGCUUCCUCUGAGACGAGGCUUUGCGCUGUUACAGCGGUAGUCUCUACACUUCUCAAGGCUCACCUCGAGACUGCAUUGAUGUGGUACCAUGUUCAUUCCUCUUUCCGUUUUCUAAAGCUGUGUGCACUCAACUGCCUGCGUAUCAUGUUAAUUUUCUCCCUUGCACAUUAAAUGAUGCUUUGUAUUGGU